AUGCCAUCUUCACGCCAAAUUCUCUCUGUCCUCACCACUGCUGUGCUCACAUCUUCGGUGAACGCGGCAUUCGGACCAGCCUUUAGCACCGGCCCUGUUGGUGCUGGCUCUUGGAUCCGUGAAGCCAACUCGACACUCGUACUCCCGAAGGCUCCAACUGGAUCGUCAGGUGAUACCGCACUAUGGGUUGGAAUGGGAACUUCGAAUGGUGACCUAAUCCAAUCCAUCGCGGACAAUGUCAACGCAAAUGACUGGGACAUAUACGCCUACACGCUCGUGAGCACAUCUGAGACCACUCAAAUGCCGAUUCAGGCGAAAGGAGAGAGGGCACAAGAGGCCGACAAGAUUACCAUGUACUACAAGUUUGACGACGCAACCGGCAACUAUACACAGAUUGUUUCAGUUAACGGCCGACAAGUGUCCACGCUGUCAACCGACGACGGCCAGGCUAUGGGAUGGGGCAGCGCUGUCGAGUGUGCUGCGGAGGACUGCGGUACCGUUGCGGCACACAAAUGGAUUGAUACUACAAUCACACUGGACAAGGCGGAUCCCAACUACGACCAGACCAUGGGAAAAGCUCAAGGUGUCACUGGCGAGAUGUCGACAAGUGAUGGUGGUGUGACAUGGACAAUCACAGACAUUGAAAUUCCCGAAUUCACCUUCGGCUCGUCCUAG
Alternaria arborescens is the source of this 675-nucleotide messenger RNA. RefSeq lists its product as hypothetical. The record is from RefSeq and is a predicted model, not a curated record. Bases 1 to 675 code for a protein of 224 amino acids. NCBI's taxonomy places the organism in Eukaryota, Fungi, Ascomycota, Dothideomycetes, Pleosporales, Pleosporaceae. The transcript has 2 exons.